CGCUGCCCCGCUCCCCGGACUCUGACUCCGGCUUCCAGAGGCUGCGAAGUUUGCAAACGUGGCGGCCAAAAUUCCAGAAAGACAUUGGAAAUUGAAGCUUUAAGGAGAGAAUGUCAUUUUCAGAUACUCUGACUUAUUUCAAGGAAUGAUGCCAAAAACUUGAAAAGGAGCCAUCCAGAAGAAGCAGGACCCUGGAGGGCUGAGUCCUGACUGCCCUUCUGCCAGGAAGACAUGCAACCAAAGAUGAACUUGGGCAACGUUGCUACUUUAACUAUGGAAAAGCAGGGCCACAGUGAGAUGGAAGCAGUCCCACCAAAUUCUCACUCCUACAUUAAAUUGUUGAAAAUCAACCGCGAACUUCUGGUCACGCACAUCCGGAACACUCGGUGUCUGGUGGACAACUUGCUGGAGAAUGACUACUUCUCGGUGGAAGAUGCCGAGAUUGUGUGUGCCUGCCCCACCCAGCCUGAAAAGGUCCGCAAGAUUCUGGACCUGGUCCAGAGUAAGGGCGAGGAGGUGUCUGAAUUCUUCAUCCACGUGCUCCAGCAACUCACAGACGCCUACGUGGACCUCAGGCCCUGGCUGUCGGAGAUCGGCUUCUCCCCUUCCCAGCUCAUUCAGAGCAAAGCUGUUGUCAACACCGACCCAGUGAGCGGGUACACACAGCAGCUGCGACAGCAGCUGGGCCGCGACUCCCAGUUCACACUGAGCUACAGCCAGAAGGAGGAGCUGCUGCUGGAGGAGACAUACACCGACACCCUCAUGGAGCUGGUCGGCCUGAACGACGAGAGCCUCGGCAGCCUGGACAGCCCGGCCCACCUCCUGGACCCCACCACGGGCGUCCUCAACGAGCAGGGAGAGGUCGUGUUCAUCUUCGGCGAUGCGGGAGUGGGCAAGUCCAUGCUGCUGCAGCGGCUGCAGAACCUCUGGGCCAGCGGCCAGCUGGAAGUGAAGGUCAAGUUCUUCUUCCACUUCCGCUGCCGCAUGUUCAGCUGCUUCAAGGAGAGUGACGCGCUGUGUCUGCAGGACCUGCUCUUCAAGCACUUCUGCUACCCCCAGCAGGACCCUGAGGAGGUGUUCGCCUUCCUGCUGCGCUUCCCGCACAUGGCUCUCUUCUCCUUCGACGGCCUGGAUGAGCUGCACUCCGACUUCGACCUGAGCCGUGAGCCUGACUGCUCAUGCCCCUGGGAGCCCGCCCACCCUCUGGUCCUCCUGGCCAGCCUGCUGAGUGGCAAGCUGCUCAAGGGGGCCGGCAAGCUGCUCACAGCCCGCACAGGCACCGAGGUCCCGCGCCAGCUCCUGCGGAAGAAGGUACUCCUCCGCGGCUUCUCUCCCAGUCACCUGCGGACCUACGCCAGGAGGAUGUUCCCGGAGCGGGUGGUGCAGGACCGCCUGCUGCACCAGCUGGAGGCCAACCCCAACCUCUGCAGCCUCUGCACCGUUCCCCUCUUCUGCUGGAUCAUCUUCCGGUGCUUCCAGCACUUCAAUAGUGCCUUCGAGGGCUCCCUGCAGCUGCCGGACUGCACGGUCACUCUGACCGAUGUCUUCCUGCUGGUCACAGAGGUCCACCUGAACAGGACCCAGCCCAGCAGCCUGGUGCAGCGAAACACGCGCAGCCCGGUGGAGACCUUGCGAGCCGGCCAGGACACCCUGCGCUCCCUGGGGCAGGUGGCCCACCAGGGCAUGGAGAAGAGCCUGUUUGUCUUCAGCCAGGAGGCGGUACAGGCCUCAGAGCUGCAGGAGGGAGGCCUGCAGCUGGGCUUCCUGCGGACGGUGCAGGAGCUGGGCCCCGGAGGUGACCAGCAGUCCUACGAGUUUUUCCACGUCACCCUUCAGGCCUUCUUUGCAGCCUUCUUUCUUGUAGUAGAUGACAAGGUGGGCUCUCAGGGGCUGCUCAGAUUCUUCCAGGAGUGGGCACCACCCGGGGAGGCAGCAACCACAUCUUGCUAUGCCCCCUUCCUCCCUUUCCAGUGCCUGGGGGACAGCGGCCUGGCCAGGGAGGACCCCUUCAGAAACAAGGAUCACUUCCAGUUCACCAACCUUUUCCUGUGCGGGCUGCUGUCCAAAGCUAAACAGAAACUCCUGCGGCACCUCGUGCCCGUGGCCACACUGCGCAGAAAGCGCAAGGCCCUGUGGACACACCUGUUUGCCAGCCUGCGAUCGUACCUGCGGAACCUGCCCCGGGUGCAGUCUGGGGGCUUCAGCCAGGUGCAGGCCAUGCCCACCUUCAUCUGGAUGCUGCGCUGCAUCUACGAGACGCAGAGCCAGAGGGUGGGGCGGCGGGCGGCCGAGGGCAUCUGCGCCAACUACCUCAAGCUGACCUACUGCAACGCCUGCUCGGCUGACUGCAGCGCCCUCUCCUUCGUCCUGCACCACUUGCGCAAGCAGCUGGCCCUCGACCUGGACAACAACAACCUCAAUGACUUCGGCGUGCAGGAGCUGCAGCCCUGCUUCAGCCGCCUCACUGUCAUCAGGCUCAGCGUGAACCAGAUCACAGACAAGGGGGUGAAGGUGCUGUACGAAGAGCUGAGCAAAUACCGAAUCCUGACGUUUCUGGGCUUAUACAGCAACCAGAUCACUGACGUCGGAGCCAGGUACAUCGCCAAACUCCUGGAUGAGUGCAAAGGCCUCACACACCUUAAACUGGGGAAGAACAGCAUAACAAGCGAAGGGGGGAAGUGUCUGGCCCUGGCUGUGAAGAACAGCAAAUCCAUCUUCGAGGUUGGGGGAGACAGCAACGAGCUUCCACCCCUGAUAUCCUGGCGGCUUCAGCGUGGGCACGUUGCGGGAAGCUCCAGGCCUGGCCACGUCAGUUGCACAGACUUUACGUCUCACCCAAAUCAGUAUCAUCGCCACCUCUGGCCGAUGGAGGGGCCUGCGAGCCCUCGGUGGAUGUGGGGCAACCGCAUCGGGGAUGAAGGAGCCAAGGCCUUCGCAGAGGCUCUGAGGAACCACCCCAGCCUGACCAACCUGAGUCUCGCAUACAACGGCAUCUCCACAGAAGGAGGGAAGAGCCUGGCACAGGCCCUGCAGUGGAACGCGUCUCUGCGGAUCUUCUGGCUGACCAAAAAUGAACUUGACGAUGAGGUGGCAGAGAGCUUGGCGGAAAUGUUGAAGGUCAACCAGACGUUGAAGCAUUUAUGGCUUAUCCAGAACCAGAUCACAGCCAAGGGGAUUGCCCAGCUGGCGGAGGGGCUGCAGAAGAACACUGGCAUAAUGGAGAUUUGCCUAAAUGGAAAUUUGAUAAAGCCAGAGGAGGCCAAAGUAUUUGAAGAUGAGAAGCGGAUUGUCUGUUCCUAAGAAGAUCCCUCUCUGGGCUUGGGUCCCCACUGCAGGAGGCUCCUUGGCUGCAGCUGUCUGUGGGAGUGGUCACCUUGAGUUGGAGGCCAGUAAGGGGCUUGCUGAGGUUGGGAGUCACCACGUCCCUGAAGAUGAGCCUCCCUGCAGAUGCUCUGAUCCACAGACUCCCAAGUAGCUGUGAUAAUUAUGCAGACAAAGAGCGCCUUAUGAGCUGUUGUGGUUAUAACUACACUAUGCACAGACCUCCCAGCAUAGCCAUGCUUAGUUUUCUCUGCAGCUAGAGGACUAAGACCGAGAACAAUGGAGGCCAACCUCUGCUCCACACACUAGCACCCCAAGGGCCAGUGGGAGCACGCUGGUCACUGCUGUGUUUGAAGAGUUGAGGACUUGGAACAAAACUGAUGCUGAACUUGUUAGAAAAAAAAGGUGCUCAACGAACAAGGAGUGUUUUACCUGAAAUGUUCUCCUCUUCAGUGUUUCCUCAUGGUUGGUAUUAUUCCAACUUCACAGCUCUACUGACGCAUGCUCAGUACAGGGAUUUGAGUCUUCCAUGGUUUUGUGAGUAGCUGGUGUCAAGAGGAGCACUUAUCACAGGCUUUUCUUUUCUUUCUUUUUUUUUUUUUUUAGUUUUGCUAUAGGGUGCAUGAGCUCACCUGAGAGAGGCGGAGGGGGGGAGUGAGA
Tupaia belangeri chinensis (Chinese tree shrew) is the source of this 3981-nucleotide messenger RNA. It is a transcript of the gene NOD1, whose product is annotated as nucleotide binding oligomerization domain containing 1. Lineage: Eukaryota; Metazoa; Chordata; Mammalia; Scandentia; Tupaiidae. Gene Ontology annotation, biological process: regulation of apoptotic process. Gene Ontology annotation, molecular function: protein binding. The record is from RefSeq and is a predicted model, not a curated record. The transcript has 14 exons. Bases 232 to 3300 code for a protein of 1022 amino acids.